Messenger RNA from Puccinia graminis f. sp. tritici CRL 75-36-700-3, 582 nucleotides. RefSeq lists its product as uncharacterized. Gene Ontology annotation, biological process: protein quality control for misfolded or incompletely synthesized proteins. Gene Ontology annotation, molecular function: ATP hydrolysis activity; ATP binding. The coding region runs from base 1 to 582 and encodes 193 amino acids. Gene Ontology annotation, cellular component: mitochondrion; cytoplasm. The record is from RefSeq and is a predicted model, not a curated record. Lineage: Eukaryota; Fungi; Basidiomycota; Pucciniomycetes; Pucciniales; Pucciniaceae. The transcript has 3 exons.
AUGAUUGAACAGAGCAACAAUAUCAAUGAUGUCGAAGAUCUCUCUAAAUCUCAUAAAAUCAUCUUACUCUCACCUUCCGAUGGGGCCUGGUUGAUGGGCCUACCAGCCGUGCUAGAUGCUGUCUUGACUCCUGAGGAUUUCUUCAAGCUGUUCAAGCUGCACAAACUCGCUUGGAGCUGCAAGCAAAUUGUCCACAUCACAAAAGUGGCCCUCGAGCUUGCCCAGGACAGCUUGGCCAAACAAGAAGUGACUUCCAAUCGACACCCAGAUGAGCUGUACAAGAACGGGAUCCAAUGGGAGUCGUUCCUAGGAUGUAUCAAAUUAAUCAAACAACGGACGCGGGUGAUUGACCUGAACUCGGGCACGGACUACCGGAAGCAAUUAGGGAGGAGUGGGGGGCGUGCCGAGAACCGGGCCGAGUUUGCCAAGCGCUUCGAUGCCCUCACCGAUCACAAGCCCAUCCUCGAGAACCGCCUCCUGCCCAUCUGGGGCACCCACCAUAUUCUCGUCCCGCUCAGCACUUCCUUUGUCGCUUGGUUUGACUUCAAUCAUCUCUGCGCUAGCUGCCCAGUUGCUCCCUAA